Messenger RNA from Lacerta agilis (Sand lizard), 9049 nucleotides. RefSeq names its product dedicator of cytokinesis 4 (gene DOCK4). The record is from RefSeq and is a predicted model, not a curated record. Gene Ontology annotation, cellular component: cytoplasm; plasma membrane. Gene Ontology annotation, biological process: small GTPase-mediated signal transduction; cell chemotaxis. Gene Ontology annotation, molecular function: small GTPase binding; GTPase activator activity; guanyl-nucleotide exchange factor activity. Lineage: Eukaryota; Metazoa; Chordata; Lepidosauria; Squamata; Lacertidae.
GCUUUCCCAGAGCGCGAGCUGGGCUCCGUCAAUCAGAACAAUGACUUCUCCGCGGUCGCCUGAGGAGCGGAGCUGAGGCGCACACAAGCGAGCGGGAGCGCUGGCCGCCGGGCAAAGUGGGCUCGCCGCUUGGCGGUCGCUGCAGCUGCUCUGAGGCGGAGGGGAGCCGCGGCUGCUGUUCCUCCUGUUAUUGUUUGGCCAAGAGGGACCGAGAGCCGCCUUCACUUUUUGGAGCAUGUGGAUUCCCACCGAGCACGAGAAAUACGGAGUGGUAAUUGCAAGUUUUCGAGGAGCAGUCCCCCAUGGCUUAUCACUGGAGAUUGGAGACACUGUUCAAAUACUGGAGAAAUGUGAUGGCUGGUACAGAGGAUUUGCCUUAAAAAACCCCAACCUCAAGGGUAUCUUCCCUUCCAGCUAUAUUCACUUGAAAAAUGCAUGUGUUAAGAACAAAGGGCAGUUUGAAAUGGUUGUUCCCACAGAAGAUUCAGUUAUCACAGAGAUGACGUCAACUUUAAGAGACUGGGGAACGAUGUGGAAACAACUUUAUGUGAGAAAUGAAGGGGAUCUCUUUCACCGACUAUGGCAUAUAAUGAAUGAAAUUCUAGACCUACGGCGGCAGGUGCUCGUCGGCCAUCUCACCCAUGAUAGGAUGAAGGAUGUCAAACGGCACAUCACUGCUCGCUUGGACUGGGGCAACGAACAACUAGGACUUGACUUGGUACCAAGAAAGGAAUAUGCUAUGGUGGAUCCAGAGGAGAUCAGUAUUACAGAGCUGUAUAGACUGAUGGAGCACCGUCAUCGCAAGAAAGACACGCCCGUCCCAGCAAGCAGCCAUCACCUCUUUGUUCAGAUGAAGAGUUUGAUGUGUUCCAACUUGGGAGAAGAACUAGAAGUCAUCUUCUCACUCUUUGAUAGCAAAGAGAACCGACCAAUCAGCGAGAGAUUUUUCUUAAAAUUGAAUCGGAAUGGUUUGCCAAAAUGUCCAGAAAAGCCAGAAAGACAUUGUUCUCUUUUUGUGGACUUGGGAAGCAGCGAGCUCAGGAAAGACAUCUACAUCACUGUGCACAUUAUACGGAUUGGCCGAAUGGGAGCUGGUGAAAAGAAAAAUGCUUGCAAUGUACAGUACCGACGACCUUUUGGUUGUGCAGUCCUCAGCAUAGCGGAUCUGUUGGCGGGAGACACAAAGGAUGAUCUUAUUCUGAAAGUAUACAUGUGUAACACAGAGAGUGACUGGUUUCAGAUCCAUGAGAACAUCAUCAAGAAGCUAAACGCUCGUUAUAACCUUACAGGAUCUAAUGCUGGUCUAGCUGUCUCUCUGCAGCUGCUACACGGAGACAUUGAACAAAUCAGGAGGGACUACACAUCUAUGUUUACCCAUGGAGUAUCGAUAACAAGAAAGCUGGGCUUUUCCAAUAUUAUUAUGCCAGGUGAAAUGAGGAAUGACUUGUAUAUCACAAUAGAAAGAGGAGAGUUUGAGAAGGGAGGAAAAAGUGUUGCUAGGAAUGUAGAAGUGACAAUGUACAUUGUGGACUGUGGUGGUCAAAUCUUAAAGGAUUUUAUCUCUUUUGGCUCUGGAGAGCCACCAGCCACUGAAUUUCACUCCUUUGUGCUUUACCACAACAACAGUCCCAGGUGGGCUGAGCUGCUGAAACUUCCUAUUCCCGUGGAUAAAUUCAGGGGAGCUCAUCUUCGCUUUGAAUUCCGACACUGUUCCACAAAAGAAAAGGGGGAGAAGAAGUUGUUUGGUUUUUCUUUCGUCCCUCUGAUGCAGGAAAAUGGAAGGACACUGCCAGAUGGCACUCACGAGCUCAUUGUGCACAAGUGUGAAGAAAAUGUAAACCUUCAGGAUUCUAGUCGCUACCUCAAAUUUCCCUUUUCAAAGGGGCAUCUCCUUUCAAAUAACCACCAAGCAGUAAAAACCACUAAGGAAUCAUUCUGGAUAACAUCUUUCCUGUGUUCGACUAAGCUUACACAGAACGGAGACAUGCUUGACCUUCUUAAGUGGCGAGCCCACCCAGAAAAAAUUGCCGGCUGCCUCUCAAAAUUGAAAGAAAUUGAUGGGUCAGAAAUAGUAAAGUUUCUCCAAGAUACACUGGACACUUUAUUUGGAAUUUUAGAUGAAAAUUCUCAAAAGUAUGGCUCCCAAGUAUUUGAUUGUUUGGUUCACAUAAUUAAUUUGCUGCAGGACAGUAAGUUUCACCAUUUUAAGCCAGUUAUGGACACCUACAUUGAAAGCCACUUUGCAGGAGCACUUGCAUACAGAGACCUCAUAAAGGUGUUGAAGUGGCAUGUUGAUCGGAUAACAGAAGUGGAAAGGCAAGCACACAACCAAGAAGUAUUAAAGGCACAAGAAUAUAUAUUUAAGUAUAUCAUCCAGUCUCGGAAGCUGUUCUCUCUCGCUACUGGAGGGCAAAACGAGGAGGAAUUCUGCUGCUGUAUUCAAGAGCUUUUGAUGUCUGUGCGAUUCUUCCUUUCCCAAGAAACCAAAGGGGCUAGUACUUUAUCCCAAGCCCAAGCGGUCUUUCUUGUCUCCUUCCCUGCUGUGUACUCAGAGCUGCUGAAGCUAUUUGAAGUGAGAGAGGUUGCAAAUUUGGUGCGUGAUACUCUAGGAAGCUUACCAACCAUCACAAAUGCAGAUGACUCCCUUCAAGCUGUGAAACUCCAGUGCAUUGGAAAAACAGUAGAGAGUCAAUUGUACACGAACCCAGAGUCUCGAUAUAUUCUACUACCGGUUGUUUUGCAUCACCUCUAUGUACAUCUGCAGGAACAAAAGGAUCUGAUCACGUGUGCACACAUCCUAAGCAACAUCUUUUGCCUCAUAAAGAAAAAUAGUUCUGAAAAGUCAGUUUUGGAAGAAAUAGAUGUAAUUGUGAACAGCCUGCUAGAUGUGCUGCUCAGAACCAUCUUGGAGAUCACAAGCCGCCCUCAAACAGCAGGGUCCACGACGAGGCUUCAGUUUCAAGAUGUUACUGGAGAGUUUGUUUCAUGUCUUUUGUCAUUAUUGCGACAAAUGACUGACAGACAUUACCAGCAGCUCCUUGACAGAUUCAAGACGAGGGACGAGCUGAGGGAUUUCUUAUUACAGAUAUUUACAGUCUUUCGAAUAUUAAUACGGCCAGAGAUGUUUCCAAAGGACUGGACAGUGAUGCGUUUAGUUGCUAACAAUGUUAUUAUUACAACAGUACUAUAUCUUUCGGAUGCCCUUCGUAAAAACUUCUUAAAUGAAAGCUUUGAUUACAAGAUUUGGGAUUCCUACUUUUACCUGGCUGUCAUUUUUAUAAACCAGUUAUGCCUGCAGUUAGAGAUGUUUACCCCAUCCAAGAAGAAAAAGGUGUUAGAAAAAUACGGCGAUAUGCGGGUGACAAUGGGAUGUGAAAUCUUCAGCAUGUGGCAAAAUUUAGGGGAACACAAAGUCCACUUCAUCCCAGCACUGAUUGGCCCGUUCUUAGAAGUGACACUGAUACCUCAACCGGAUCUUCGAAAUGUAAUGAUUCCUAUUUUCCAUGACAUGAUGGACUGGGAGCAAAGGCGCAGUGGCAACUUUAAACAGGUGGAAGCUAAACUGAUUGACAAAUUGGAUAGCUUGAUGUCAGAAGGCAAAGGUGACGAAACAUACCGAGAGCUCUUCAAUAGUAUAAUUCCACUCUUUGGUCCUUAUCCCAGCUUGCUGAAGAAAAUUGAACGCGAAACAUGGAGAGAAAGUGGCGUUUCAUUAAUCGCCACUGUAACCCGUCUUAUGGAGAGACUGCUGGACUACAGGGACUGCAUGAAAAUGGGUGACGUGGAUGGCAAAAAGAUUGGCUGUACUGUCAGCUUGCUGAAUUUUUACAAGACAGAAUUGAAUAAAGAGGAGAUGUAUAUUCGAUAUAUACAUAAACUGUAUGAUCUGCACCUUAAAGCACAAAACUUCACAGAGGCUGCAUACACGCUCUUGCUGUAUGACGAGCUGUUGGAAUGGUCGGAACGGCCACUGAGAGAGUUUCUGAACUAUCCCAUGCAGACCGAGUGGCAGCGCAAAGAAUACCUUCAUCUCACUAUCAUCCAGAACUUUGACAGGGGGAAAUGCUGGGAGAAUGGCAUUAUCUUAUGCAGGAAGAUCGCUGAGCAGUAUGAAAGCUAUUACGACUACAGAAACCUCAGCAAGAUGCGGGUGAUGGAAGCUUCUUUGUAUGAUAAAAUUAUGGAUCAACAACGUUUGGAGCCUGAGUUUUUCCGGGUUGGAUUCUAUGGGAAAAAGUUUCCCUUUUUCUUACGAAACAAAGAAUUUGUUUGCCGAGGGCAUGACUAUGAGCGUUUGGAGGCUUUUCAACAGCGGAUGCUGAACGAGUUUCCACAUGCCAUUGCUAUGCAACAUGCCAAUCAGCCCGAUGAAACCAUCUUUCAAGCAGAAGCACAGUACCUGCAAAUCUAUGCCGUGACACCAAUUCCAGAAAGCCAGGAAGUGCUGCAAAGAGAAGGCAUUCCAGAUAACAUCAAAAGUUUUUAUAAAGUGAACCACAUCUGGCGAUUCAGAUAUGAUAGGCCAUUCCACAAAGGGACCAAAGACAAGGACAAUGAAUUCAAGAGUUUGUGGGUGGAGAGAACCACGCUGAUCUUGGUGCAGAGCUUGCCUGGGAUUUCACGUUGGUUUGAAGUGGAGAAACGUGAAGUAGUGGAAAUGAGCCCCCUGGAGAAUGCUAUUGAAGUGCUGGAAAAUAAAAACCAACAGCUGAGGACACUGAUCAGUCAGUGUCAGACUCGACAGAUGCAGAACAUCAACCCCCUCACAAUGUGUCUGAAUGGGGUCAUUGAUGCAGCGGUGAAUGGUGGAGUCACCAGGUACCAAGAGGCAUUCUUUGUGAAGGAAUAUAUCUUGAACCACCCAGAGGAUGGAGAGAAGAUCGCAUGCUUGAGGGAACUUAUGCUUGAGCAGGCCCAGAUUCUGGAAUUUGGCUUAGCUGUGCAUGAGAAGUUUGUCCCUCAAGAUAUGAGACCUUUACAAAAACUAGUGGAUCAGUUCUUUGUGAUGAAAUCAAGUUUGGGAUACAGGUAUGAAUUUGCUGCAUGCAUCCAGGCCAGUCCAUUCACUUUCCGACACGGAAGCCCCCGCAUCUCUAGAAAUUCAAUCCCCGUUUCUAUGAGUCCAGAGGGUGUCAGAGUGAUUCCCAGACGCAGCCCCUUAAGUUACCCAGCUGUCAACAGAUACUCUUCCUCAUCAUUGUCCUCUCAAGCCUCUGCAGAGGUCAGCAAUAUAACUGGACAGUCUGAAAGCUCUGAUGAAGUUUUCAACAUGCAGCCAAGUCCAUCUACCUCAAGCCUGAGUUCCACUCAUUCAGCUUCACCUAAUGUGACCAGCUCUGCUCCAUCCAGUGCCAGAGGCUCGCCUCUGUUGUCUGACAAGCUUAAACAUUCCAGAGAAAAUUCUUGUUUGUCUCCAAGGGAGAGGCCUUGUAGUGCCAUUUACCCAAAUCCUGCUGAGUCUUCACAGAGAAUUUUGUUCAAUCACAUUGGAGAUGGUGCUUUGCCCCGAAGCGAUCCUAAUUUGUCUGGUCCUGAGAAAGCUGUAAACAGCACUCCCAGCAGCUGGAGCUUGGACAGCGGGAAGGAAGCCAGGAACAUGUCAGAGAGUGCAAAGCUUAUGUCUCCUCCUGUGCCCCCACGCCCCACGCAAACUGCAUCACCUCGACACCUAACCUCAGUUUCCCCUUCUCCUGCCGGAAGAUCUCCAAUGAAGGGUUCAAUACAAUCGUUUACUCCAUCUCCUGUGGACUACCAUUCCUCGGGACUCAUUUCCAACUCCCCAGUCUUGUCUGGAAGUUACAGCAGUGGCAUCUCCUCCCUCAGUCGGUGUAGCAUGUCUGAGACGUCCGGCUUUGAAACUCAAGUCAUGGAGCACCCAGUACCUAUUUCUAACUGCAACAUGUCCGAAGAGCCCGUGAGAAAAGAGAGCAAGACUCCGCCACCUUACAGCGUUUAUGAGCGGACACUGAGGCGCCCUGUCCCGCUACCUCACAGUCUUUCCAUCCCCAUCCCCACAGAUCCGCCAGCUCUGCCACCCAAACCCCUGCUGGUCCGACCAAACAAUCUGGAAAACAGUAACAAGAGAACUGAACAGGUCCCUCGGCCCAGGCCUCUUCCGCGGAAAGUGUCUCAGUUAUAACUUUUUUAAGAGAGGGUCAUUUUUUUUGUAAUGACUUAAGUGGGGGGGGGAACACACACAUCUAACAUAGGCACUUUAAUAUUUUUCACAAAUAUUCUUUCCAGUCGUUUUCUUUUUUCUUUUCUUUUCUUUAACUGCUUAAUAUUAUGUUCAAUAUUUUUGGCAGAUGAAAAGUACUAACCUAGAAUGCCAGAUAAUUGCAAGAAACAAGAUUGAAAUGAUUUCGUUAAUAUUAGGUACAGCAGACAUGGAUGCAUACCAGUUUGAAUAUGAAGCUCACCCCCCCAAAAAAUACUUUAAGCAAAACUAUAAUUCCCCUCCACAACUUCCUUUAAUGUAAUUCCCUGUACUUCUUAGAGCAUGCAGAAUAAUAUGAUUUAAACUUAAUAUAUAAAACCAAGGCAUGUUCCUGUAACAAGAUAGUUUCAUUUCUACUUUUUGUGAACAUUUUGGAGACUGUUCCCUUACCACUUUUGAACCUGUUUAUUAAUACAUGUACAUGAACAAAAGUGAUUAUGGGUCAAGUGCUUAUAAUUGCAUUGGAAAAUCAUGAGGAUAUUGUUGUUGCUGAGUUCAUGAAACAAAACACUUUGUUUGGGGUUACUUACUUUCUUUUCGCACAUUUCCACGUUUUAUAAAGCAUAUGUAUAUACAUUUUCAUACUUUUUAAAAAAUGACAUUUUCAGCACUUUGGCAAUGAUCUGUCAACAUGGCCUACAUUUUCCAAUUUACUUCAUAAUUCCAUAUAGCUGCUGAUAAAAAAAAAUUCCCAUGGACAGCUGGUUGUAGAAUUUUCACUUGCACAUUAAAAAUUGUGUGUUUUCAGAGGAGGAAAGUAACCUUUGAGGUGUUCUAGUAUCUCAAGUGACUGUGUCCUUUUCAUUGUGAUCUGAAAUGGCCAUUGUCAGCGCUGUAAAAUUAGUAAAUGCAAAGAAUGGCAAACAACUGGGUACAAAUAAGUGUUCCUGAAAAAUAGGGGGCAUUAACUGUGCGUGAAACAUCAGAACUAUAAAUCAGGAUUCAGGCUUUAAUAGUGAUUUUUUUUUCUUUCUUUCUCCCAAUCAAGCAUCUUGCCCAUUUGGCAGCCUUUAAGCCUCCGGACUGCAUACUGCACUGUACAACAGAAAGCUUAGGAAACAUCUGGGUAAAGGCAGGUACCUUUUCCUACAAGUCCCCCGGCCUGUCCCCCACCCCUUGCUCAGUUUCUGACAACCAGCUGUGUAGACUCCUCCAUAGCUCGUGUCCAUUCCAGACAGGGCAGCUUCUCAUGCCACAAUCUGUCCUCUUGUAGAGAGAGAGGACAAAAUAUGUGACAUGCCACAUUGUUUGAAAAGGCAUUCAAAAUGCACAGAAGCGGGGGACUCGACAUUUCCCUGCUUCUGCUUCUGUGUAUUUUAUCUUUGAAAAAGGAAGCGGCCGCCAGCAAUUGCAAACGUGUGCCAUUUAAAAUCACCGCAGUAUCUCUGCCCAAGUGCAACUUGCGAAAUUGCCUUUGGAAAUCUGUCCUGACAAGCAAAGGACGCUGCUCAGAGUGAAGACACUUUGCGCAAGGUCUGUUACACUCCCCCAAAGCACGGCACAUUCCAGUCUCCCCAAACGAAAGAGCUGGGCCUCCUUUCCGUUCUGUUGCUGUACAUUCCACUCCCAAAACAUGAGGGAGCCUCAGGAGGGUGAGGAACUGUGGUCUGAAAAAAAGGAAAACGGACCCCUCAGUGAGUAAAACAGAAAAACUUGUCUGCAAAUAGACAUUCCCAAUCGCAGCCCAAGUCCCUACAGAACAUUCUGUGUUGAAGUGCCCUUACUCUUGCCGGAUGAUGUUCAAGGUGGCAUUUCACUCGAAAGCUCCUGUAGAUCCGUUUGAAAUUUCGUACUCAGUUCUAGGACCACAGAUUAAAUCACCUUGUAUAAGCAAUUUUUCUAUCUCUUCUCCGCUCCCCAUCCCAUUUAUGUACUGUUUGCAACAUCUGUUUGACAACCAAUACGUAUGAUCUGUAUUUUUCAAUCAUACCGUUCAAAAGUUAUCUCCCUGUUUUGUUGGGAAUUGUGUGUGUGUGUGUGUUGAUUUAACAGUUUGCUUUGUUGAUAGCUUAACUCUGCAACAUGGUGACCACUUUUUAUAUUCCCUCAACGAAACCUUCAGCAGGUAUAUGCUGUUAAUGGUAGCUAUAGAGGUUUUCUAUAAUAAAUGUCCGAGUAUUUUUGUACAUAACUGGUUAAUUUUAAUAAGGAGUACAACUAUGUGAAAAAGAAAAACCAGACAGUUGUGUAUGCAGUAAGAUUGUUAUAAUUAUGCCAAAUACUUUAUGUAAGGGUGGGGCACGGGGAAAAAUAUUUGUACAUAUGUGCUUUUAACAAUAAUUCUGCCAUAUUGACUCUACAACUUUGAAUGUCAGAAAAAUAUAUUAAUAUAUGUUGAAAUAUCUAUGUUUAGCAAAAGUGUUUAUAACUGGAAAAGGAGCAUAUGAAUUUUAGCUUUGUACGUUGCUGAUUUUGAAGUCCUGAGAUUUCUUGAACUAGCUCUCGCUUAUCAUAACAUUUUCAUGUCCGCAUAACCAGAAUUUUGAAGCUGUUAGCUUACAUAUUUAUGCUGUUUUUUUAAAAAAGGAAAAGGUAUUGUAAUUUAAAUAAAGUGUCACAAACUGGAUAACAGACCUACUUUUAUCCCUCUCCCACCUUAUACAUAGAGCUGAAUCAGUGUGUUGCCUGGUCCUUCAGCAUAGUCUGAAUCAGUGUUAUUUGCUCCUCAAGUCCGUUUUUAAAACAUAUUUGGCAGUAAGCAAAAUUUUUACUCAUGUGCACGUAUUACUGACGUCUGCUUGACAGCAAAACUUUUAAUGUAGUUUCUGUUUACAGAUGGUUAUACUGGUUGCUGAAGAACCAUAAAUACACAAUAAAAUUGAUUGAUCUUUA